AUGAAGACGAGACGAAUUUUGGCUUUAGUAAUCUGCACAUUCUUCUACUUUUGUUAUCAUGGUAUUAUGCACCAUUUCUGUGACAAGAGAUGUGAUCGGGAUGAUAUUUUAUCCCAGAAUCGUACUUUUGUUCUCAAUAAGUCACAUGCGGCUACACGGUGUUUGUGUGUAAUUACAAGGGUGUAUGGACCACAAGUCGAGUAUUUGCCUGUUUUAGCGCUUGGACUACGAUAUGCUGGACUUCAGAACAUUCGGAUGUUUGUAGUAAAUACAGAUAACCGUACUGACAUUGGACAAUUGGCUGCAACAAUCGAGAUCAUCAAUAAACUCGUGCGUCAUAGUAACUAUAUUAGGCUCUUAGAUAUGGGCGUGCUAUCAGCUCAAAAUGAUUAUGGUUAUGACAUGACUGAUCGCGCACUCAAGUAUCUGUAUGAAGGAACUUCACGACCUUAUACAACGUGUGCCUACGUGAUGUUCACAAAUGCUGAUAACUUUUAUGCUCGAAGUUUUGGAAAAUAUAUUCUUCCAUAUAUGAAAACUAAAGUAAAUAUGAUCGCCUGGGGGUUUGUAUCCAGAUUUGGAUGGUCCGAAUUAAUGGAAGUCGUAAACAGUACGAAACCUUGCCAUCCAU
Adineta ricciae is the source of this 631-nucleotide messenger RNA. NCBI's taxonomy places the organism in Eukaryota, Metazoa, Rotifera, Eurotatoria, Adinetida, Adinetidae. The record is from the annotation of a GenBank genome assembly.